Molecule: messenger RNA, 2538 nt
Organism: Procambarus clarkii (red swamp crayfish)
Lineage: Eukaryota; Metazoa; Arthropoda; Malacostraca; Decapoda; Cambaridae
Product: integumentary mucin C.1
Source: RefSeq, a predicted model, not a curated record
UGUCCAGCCCCUCCGCAUCUUCCUCUUUACUGAUCCACCUGCGACACACCUGCGACACAUCUUGUGAAGGCCUUUUUCAGUCUUGGCUUGGAGCUGGUGCACUUGUACCAUUCCUUUAUAACCAUCAAAACCACCCGCGACAUGCUCAGGGGCAAUAUUGCGAUGGUGACACAGUAUUCUCUCAUGCCCAGCAGAUUGUUGGUGCAGGCGGUGAUGGUGGUGGUGGCAGCGACAGCCUUAGUCAGCGCCACCCACCAUGGUCACCAGGGUCAUCCUGUCAUCCAUGGACAACUUCAGGCGUGUCCCACCCAGGUGCAGUAUGUGGUCAGCACGGAGACUGAUAUACAGACGACAACAGCAACAAGAACGGCGACUAAAACCCUGAACGUCACGUGGACAGUGUCGGCGACGGUGACAUCAACGGCAACGGUGAUAACAACAACACCGACGACAACAACGGCAACAGUGACAACCACAGCAACGGUGACAACAACGGCAACGGUGAAGCAGUUGCUGACGAGUACAGUUCUCCAGAAGCAAACCCUCACCCUGGUGAAGCCGCCCGUCGGACACGUAGGGAGCAGCGGAGGAUACAUACACAGUGGCCACAGCUUCUGAAGGAGCACCCCGAUGUCCCCUCCUGACCACAGCUGGUGAAGGAGCACCCCGAUGUCCCCUCCUGACCACAACUGGUGAAGGAGCACCCUGGUGCCCCCUCCUGGCCUCAGCUGGCCUGCCCCGCCUGCAGAGUUUACCUUCACUACUUCUUGCUGGAAAAUUUAUAUCAUUUGGGAUGAAAAUUUUGGAUGUUUUCUUAAAAUUGCUAGGAAUAGUUACCACUCAUAUAUGAUCAGUUGUCUACUCACUUUGUUACCAAAGGUAUACUCACCAUCACAGCAGUACUCAUCAUGUUGCCCGAAGUAUAGUUAGCAUAAUACCAGUACUCACCAUGUAACCCAGGUGUACCCAGCGUAACUGUUUUACACUCUGUGUGAUGGAACGGAAAGCCUUGCCCUCGGCUAAGGUGAUCUGAACACCUCAAGUAAGCUUCCUGUCAUUGACAACUGUGAGCAGUUUGGACAGUUCUCCAUAAUUAAGCAUUGAAUAGUUUAAAUACAGUACUUUGAUCAAUAAUUCUCAAGAAACAAACCUAGCAGCGAAGGAAAAGUAUCAAAACAAUACCUUACUCUGUGACAAUAGUUUAGAGUAAUAAAGUAGCGUUAUUUUCUAGGAAAAAGGUUGUUGAUACUUGAACAAUAAUUAGCUGCAGUCAGACUAUAUUUGUCUGUCAUCAGACAGACAAUAGUUGGCUGUACUGGGAAUAUAGUUGGCUGUACUGGGACAAUAGUUGGCUGUACUGGGACAAUAGUUGGCUGUACUGGGACAAUAGUUGGCUGUACUGGGACAAUAGCUGUCAGUACUAGUACAACAGCUGCCUGUACUAAUGCAAUAGCUGAAUGUACUAGUACAAUAGCUGCCUGUACUAGUACAGUAGCUGCCUGUACUAGUACAGUAGCUGCCUGUACUAGUACAAUAGCUGCAUGCACUAAUACAAUAGCUGCCUGUACUAGUACAAUAGCUGCAUGCACUAAUACAAUAGCUGCCUGUACUAGUACAAUAGCUCCAUGCACUAGUACAAUAGCUGCCUGUACUAGGACAAUAGUUGCAUGCACUAGUACAAUAGCUGCCUGUACUAGUACAGUAGCAGCAUGCACUAGUACAAUAGCUACCAGUACUCGUACAAUUUUUGACUGUACUAGGACAAUAGUUGCCAAUCUUGAACAAAAAGGAAAUGCAUCAUGUACCAUGUAUACAGCAAGGACAAUGGCUGACUACAUGCUGAGCACACAGUUCAGUAGUUAACAGUUAUAUCUUAUUAACUGUUAAUUCUAUACAUGAAACACGUUAUUUGCGAAGGUGAGAGAACAAUGUAUGAAGCAACACAGGUACCAUUAACUUCUUAGGCUAGUCUGUAGACAACCAUUAGCUUGUAAGGUAACACUCUGCAGACAGCCAUUAACUUGUAAGGUAACAGUCUAUAGACAACCAUUAGCUUGUAAGGUAACAGUCUGUAGACAACCAUUAGCUUGUAAGGUAACAGUCUGUAGACAACCAUUAACUUGUAAGGUAACAGUCUGCAGACAACCAUUAACUUGUAAGGUAACAGUCUGCAGACAACCAUUAGCUUGUAAGGUAACAGUCUGUAGACAACCAUUAGCUUGUUAGGUAACAGUCUGCAGACAACCAUUAGCUUGUAAGGUAACAGUCUGCAGACAACCAUUAGCUUGUAAGGUAACAGUCUGCAGACAACCAUUAAGUGGUAAGGUAACAGUCUGCAGACAACCAUUAACUUGUAAGGUAACAGUCUGCAGACGACCAUUAACUUGUAAGGUAACAGUCUGCAGACAACCAUUAACUUGUAAGGUAACAGUCUGCAGACGACCAUUAACUUGUAAGGUAACAGUCUGUAGACAACCAUUAAGUGGUAAGGGAAAAAACUUGACGGUCUUCAUAAUACACAACAAAUUUGCCUUAAAA